AGAAGGUGCACAGGCAAAUUACUCGAAAUUCUUACCAAUGAAUCCCAUCCAAUAUGGCAUUCUGAGCCAGCCUAGGCCAACCAAAGAAGUAACAAACACCCCCAACAAUCAUGAAGUCAUUCUUCGUUCUCACAGUGAUGGCAGCUAGGUAAGCCUCCGCCUCACGACUGUCGCUUGCUUCUAGUCUUGACGGAGGCUGGCUACCUUGGCCACAAAAAGUUCAGCCGAUCUCGGGGAGUUUUGCAUACGUUCACGUCAAAAACUGCCCUACACCCCUUGGGAAUCAGCGAUAAACCCUGAGCACCAGGCAGACUGCGUGGCACCGGCCGUGCCAGGUCCAUUCGCGGUCAUUCAGGUGUCUCUGAAGCGUUACAAGUCAGCUCCACGACUAGCUGCCAGGGAAGCUGAGCUGCGUAACAGAUUCAAUUAAUCCAUCCAGUCCUUAUCAUAAUCAGCUUGCCGUGCUGCAGUGCAACCUGACUGGAACCGCAGAAAGGUGCAACAGACUGUGUGGGCCACGACGCUAAAGUCGUCUACCCGUCUUGGGUACUUUAGGUGGCACUUGGGACACUAGUGCACGCACACGGAGGCAACAUCUUUUAUAGUGAAAAGGCCUGCUUCUCUCUCACCCAUGGCGGAUAUCAACAGCAGGUCAAACUUGUCGUUGGUGCAAUCGCCCGAAGAGACAAGGCCGCUGCUCCCUAGGAGGGUCGUCGCCCACGAAACAGACUCAGAGCCGCUCUUCUCCUGUGUUACCAACAUGCAUCAUGAUCUCCCCGUCUAUACCAACAUUCAUCGCAUUCGCCGCGACAUUGUCUCCAUUGUUGAGGAUUAUCUUAGCAUCGAACAGCUGCGGGAUGUGCGCAUCAACGUGUCUGUGGUGCGGCCCUUGGUCGAUAAGCUCUAUGAAUUAGAUGAUAUUUCAAUUGUUUAUUGCUUGCUGGUGAAUCGGGUCCAAUUCCUGUACGAGCAGUCUCACUUGAACAACCGCCAGAAUGUCAACUAUGCCCGUGCCACCCUGUGUGAGCUGGUCGCCACUAGAAUUCUGCGGCGUUUCAAUGAAGACAACCCAGGCACUGAGGGGCUCCUGGUAUUGGCACAUAUUCUCAUCGCGGGAUUUCAUCCUUUCCAGAAUGCACCAGAGGAAAUAUGGCGCUCGGAACAUCUCACCCACGAUCGAAUGCACUACCGAACCUUGCCGGCGCUUGAGGUUGCCAUUGUUGGCGAGAGCAAAAUCUUUUUGAGCUCUACUUCGUGUCAGAAGGUAAUCGAUGCCAUCUACACCGGCAGAAUCAUCUACACGCCCUCCAGCUUUCUUAACAUCAUCCCAGAUCGCUACAAGCAGAAACCAAUCUCUCUAUAUGACCCCCGGACAGCCCCUUUGCUUAACCAGUACAGGCUCAUCGUUCCUCGCACUCGUAACGUCCUCGAGCUCAUUCAGUUCAUCAUUCUUCUGUCUCUCUAUCUUGCCUUUAUGGCCGAGCGGGAUGCCAGCAGGGUCAGUGGGAUCGAAAUCUGCUUCGCUGUGUACGGUUUCGGUUGGGUACUGGACAAUUUCGCAACGAUUCUCGAGCACGGCUGGCAGGUCUACACUCAGAACCUUUGGUCAUUCCUGGAUGUUAUAUUCUCGGUCAUCUAUUGGGGCUACCUGAUCGUGCGGCUCUACGGUCUCCACAUGGGGCUACAGAAUCCUGGACAGCAGGCUCUCGAUGUCCUAGCCAUGGGUGCCCCGGUUCUCAUUCCGCGCAUUGCAUUCAACCUCUUGUCCGACAAUCUUCUCUUUGUCUCGCUUCGGGCCAUGAUGUCCGAUUUCACGCUACUGACGGCUAUUGCUGCUUGGUGCUUUGGCGGUUUCUUGCUUUCGCUUCUCUGGCUGGGUGAAGGACAACACAACUCUAUCACAAUUGGGAAAUGGAUGUUGUGGAUUUGGUUUGGAUUAGACGGGACAGGGAUUUCAAAGUCGGUCGAGUUCCAUUGGCUUUUGGGACCGACCUUGAUGAUUGCCUUUACCUUCCUGGGCAACACUCUUUUUUUGACGAUUUUGGUCUCAAUGCUGUCCCACACCUUUAGCACCAUUGUGCAAAAUGCGACGGCCGAGAUUCAGUACCGGCAUGCCGUCCUGACUCUGGAAGGCGUCAAGGCGGAUGCCAUAUUCGCGUACCAGCCGCCUUUCAACAUCUUGGCACUACUCGUCUUAGUGCCGCUAAAGUUUCUCGUCUCGCCUCGCUGGUUCCACAAGAUUCACGUUGCGAGCGUGCGUACUCUGAACCUUCCUCUCCUCCUGAUCAUCGCAUUGGCAGAGAGGUUGUAUCUCUGGCCAAAUGAUGACCCCAACGGAUCGGAAUCGCAGAGGCCCAGUAGCGUCGGCACGGGGCCGAAUAGGAGCUCGGAGUUUAGCGGCAGGCAAUGGGAGUGGCCUUGGGAAAGCUGGCAUAUCACGGCACAUGGAGACAUUCAGGAUGUGUUCGAGGUGCCACCGCCAGAUAGCGUCCUGGAGGAAAUUGCAGUUGAUGACGAUAUGACGCGACAUCUGAUCCGCCGACAAUUUACGCGCUCUGUUAGCCACACGAACGGCGGUGCUGGCCAAAAUCUUGCACCAAGAACUCCUUCCGCAGAAGGAUCCUCACGCCCGCCAGGUGAAGGAAAUAGACGACGGUCGCCAAAGCCGUCGUCGGGCCGAAGGGACAGCAUCACGCCGUUCCCAUCGUUGGUCCAGCAGUUGCGAGGCGCUAUCUCCGAGUCUGACGAGAUGACCGAGAUAACAAGUCGGCUAGACACGCUUGAAGAAUCUAUUGGGAGGAUUGAAGGCAUGCUUACGAAACUCACUGGUGGUUCCACUGAUAGUGACAGCGAUACGGCGGUUCCGGCCGCCAGCCGGAGACGAUGAAAUUUUUGUCGACCUGAAAGAUAAGCGGACAUAAAAUCACAAAACAGCGAACUGUGGGAGGGAGUAUACGGCACCUCCUACACUGAUCAGGCAGUGCUGAGCUACAGCAUCGUUAUUUAGGCGUUAUCGGUAGAAUAGUACUGGUGCACGGUUCAUGGGUUACCUUUUGGGGUGGUUGCAGUACGUGUUUUCUCUACCAACGUAUUGUAUAGAACCUUGGAUGCGAAAGCAGACAAGUAUAGAAAUAAGAAAACAAGAUCAAACAAACACAAGAGAUGGCACCUGUUUGGGUCAAAGUGUGCAUGCAGAGGACAGG
Messenger RNA from Pyricularia oryzae 70-15, 3203 nucleotides. RefSeq lists its product as uncharacterized. Bases 632 to 2887 code for a protein of 751 amino acids. The record is from RefSeq and is a predicted model, not a curated record. The transcript has 3 exons. Lineage: Eukaryota; Fungi; Ascomycota; Sordariomycetes; Magnaporthales; Pyriculariaceae.